This is a messenger RNA of Carassius auratus (goldfish), 3912 nucleotides long. RefSeq names its product adhesion G protein-coupled receptor D1 (gene adgrd1). NCBI's taxonomy places the organism in Eukaryota, Metazoa, Chordata, Actinopteri, Cypriniformes, Cyprinidae. The record is from RefSeq and is a predicted model, not a curated record. Gene Ontology annotation, biological process: cell surface receptor signaling pathway; adenylate cyclase-activating G protein-coupled receptor signaling pathway. The transcript has 26 exons. Gene Ontology annotation, molecular function: G protein-coupled receptor activity. Gene Ontology annotation, cellular component: plasma membrane. Bases 372 to 3131 code for a protein of 919 amino acids.
CCCCACGAAAACAACUUUGUGUCCCAUAAGAAACAGUGUAGUAACAUUGACCGCCCAAAGGGCUCGACUCACGGAUGAGAGCGCGAGCACGGCGCUGCUUCUUCAUCGGCGAUCGCACACGGAUUCUGAGACGAUGGAUUACAAACUCUGAAUAAAGUUGCUAAUUAUUAGUGUUAUUAAUACCUGCUGGUCAUUUUGUACGUCAUAUUCUGACGCACUGAUUUUUUCUUCUUAAACAUACUAACAUCUUUACAUUGCUAUAAGCGCAAUGAUUUUGAUCGUUUAUCAUUAACGGCGGAAUAUAUAGGCUAUUUCAAGUUUUUAACUUUUUUUUUUUUUUUUUUUUUUUUAUAAAAACGCAUUUGAAAACAAUGGACUUAAUAUUCUGUAAAGUUCUGCUUGUGACUCUCCUGACUGUUCAGGUUCGUAGUGACAUAGUAUCACCGUCAAAACACCCAGGCCUGCAGGUGCUGGCCACAGCUUCACACUACUGGCCUCUGGAUUCAGUGGAAGGGAUCCACGGCCUCUCAGACCAGAUUGGGAACAGAACAGGUCAUGUUAAUGGGACUAAUAUAACUGUCAGAAUCCACAACCACACUGUCCUGACUACACAUAAUUCUUCCUCUGUGUAUACCAAUGACUCUGCCUACACUAACAUUUCCGCCACUGUAGACAUUGUAGAAGGAAUGGUGAAUAAGGGCAUCUAUCUGAGCGGUGAUAAUGGGGCCACUUUCCUUCACUUUGGCAACUAUAAAGACUCGUGCAUAAGUGAUCCUACUUUGUGUGGACCUGCCGGGAUCACUUUCUCCUUCUUUUGGAAAAAUAAUGAGGUAGACUCUCGUUUUGCGAUUGCAUCUGGAGGUAAAGUCAUCUCAAGCGGUUUCUCUGUCUACUCUAACCCUCACGGCGGAUACGUGGAGUUCUACACGAGAGGAAACUCCAAGACAUGGAAAGCUCAUAUUAAACUUCCAGGGCCCUACUGGACACACGUGCUCUUCACAUGGACCCCAACGGAGGGGUUAAAAGUCUACAUUAAUGGGACAUUCAGCGUUGGAGACCCCACAGGAAAUAUUUCUUAUAAUUAUGGCGAUCCCUAUGCCGACCUUGUCAUUGGCACAGGAAACACUGGGAAUUACAACCACUAUGCCACAGGGGCCUUCGAUGAGUUUGUGAUUUGGGAGAGGGCCUUGUCCCCUCAGGAUAUUUGGAAGUACUACAAAGCAGCCAUCGGUGAGAAUGUGAUGUCCACCUUCCCAACCGAAGCAUCCGUCAGUGUCACUGCUGCAACAGAUACUCAGUUAAAGAGAACCACAGAGAUCCCCCGACCUGCCUCCACAUACCUGACAAAGGCCGUUCAGAGACUUCAGGACCCCAUGCAGACACAAACACUCGACCUCCUUCAGUCUCUAUCAUUUAACUUUCCAAACAACACUAUACCUCAGCAAACAGCCAACAAUCUUACACAGUCUCUACUAAAAAGUGUGGAUGAGGUCAUAACUGCCAGCGACUGGAGAGAAAAUGAUGAGUGGAGUCCAGUGGUCAGUGGGCUGGUGGAGACCGUGGAUAAAGUGAUGGUGCAUAUGGUCUCCAAGCUUCGGUCCAGCGCAGACGCAGAGGCUCCUUUGGCCAUAGGGGGCAAGAGCUCUGUAGCAGAUUACUCUCUGAUGAAGAUCCCUCAGAACUACAAUCUGCAAAGCUACAGGUUCCCCACACAAGGGAAGAGUUACAUCUCAGUACCAGGAGAGGCCCUCACAAUGCAGUCUCAGACCACAAUCGUGGGACUUUUCUACCACAAAAUGCACAACUACUACAGAAAAAUAAGCCCUCUACAAACAAGGAUAAAUGAGGCAGUGGAUUUCAAAGAUCAUAAGAUCCAGAUGGCCAGUCAUCUUAUUUCCCUGAAGGUGGAACCCUCUCCUGCCCUGUCACUCAACCUGUCCACUGAGCCGCUCAUCCGGAUCGUCCUCACACAUCAGCUGAGUAAAGAACAGCAGCUCCAGGCCUUAAACCAAAGUAAUAAAGUAUUCCUGUACUGUGCCUUCCUGGACUACAGCUCCAAAGAGGGUGUGUGGUCCAACGAGGGCUGUGUGAGAGCUGAUGGAAACCUGUCCUUCUCUAUUUGCUUGUGUAACCAUCUGACAAACUUCGCCAUCCUAAUGCAAGUGGUCCCCAUGGAGCUCUCAAAGGCCCACCAAGUGGCGCUGUCCACCAUUAGCUACAUCGGCUGCUCUGUCUCUAUUUUCUGCCUGGCAAUUACACUGGUCACCUUUGCUGUCCUGUCGUCUGUUAGCACCAUCCGUAAUCAGCGUUACCAUAUUCAUGCAAACUUGGCGUUUGCAAUCUUAGUUGCUCAAAUCCUUCUGCUCAUCAGUUUCCGCUUCAGUCCCGCCACGCUCCCGUGUAAGAUCAUGGCUAUAUUGCUGCAUUUUUUCUUCCUGUGUGCGUUUGCCUGGAUGCUGGUGGAAGGGCUGCAUCUCUACAGCAUGGUGGUCAAAGUGUUUGGCUCAGAGGGCAGCAAACACUUUUAUUACUAUGCAAUCGGAUGGGGAUGUCCUCUCGUCAUAUGUGUGGUGUCUAUGACCUCAUCACUAAACAGCUAUGGAGAGGAUGGCAAUUGCUGGCUGUCUCUGAAGACUGGGGCGAUUUGGGCUUUUGUAGCCCCUGCUCUGUUUGUAAUAAUGGUGAACAUUGCCAUUUUGAUAGCUGUGACACGGAUCAUAUCCAGGAUCAGCGCUGAGAACUAUAAGGUUCACCGAGACGCCAACUCUGUUAAGCUUACGACUAAAGCAGUGGCGGUACUCUUGCCCAUCCUGGGCAUAUCAUGGAUCUUUGGGGUUCUGGCGGUGAACGACCACUCCCUGCUUUUCCAGUACAUGUUUGCAGUGUUUAACUCACUACAGGGGUUCUUCAUCUUCCUGUUUCACUGUCUGUUAAACUCUGAGGUGAGGGCUGCUUUCAAACACAAAACUAAAGUGUGGACUUUAACAAGCAGCUCAAUCCGCAACAUCAACGUCAAACCUUUCAACUCAGACAUAAUGAAUGGCCACAAGGGCGGUGUGGCUCCCACAAAGAUGAACACAUGGGACAAAAGCACCAACUCAGCCAACCGCAUAGAUUUGUCAGCAGUAUAAUGGCUUCUGGUCCAAAGAGAGCAAGAGGACAGCAGCAUAGCAUUUCUUCUAGAACAUGUGCCUUUCUGUAUCACAUUUUAAAUGGACUCCACAUGAUGAAACGGCUACAAACACUUGCAGCUAAAUGUAGAAUAGUUAACUCACAACACAAAGUCCUCUGAUGUCAUUUCCUCCUGCUGAUGAUCUCUCUAAUUCAAACAAAGGAUGGAGACACACGGCCCAUUGUUUGAAUGACUUUUUGAUGGUUUGCUAAUAAUGUGGUCUGCUAAGGAAUCUGAAUUCAAGUAAACACACUAACUCUCACAGACAGGAGACUCUCCAGAGUUACAGUGUGUGAACUGUAACAGUGUUUGCUUGCUUUGAAUUUGUUUUGGACAACGCACUAGACCUGUGCAACAUUUGGACCAUUGUUUGACCAUCUAUUAAUAAAUAGAAUCAUCAAGUACAAAUCUGGAGUGUCUCAACUUUAAUGAGAACGCUUCUUUGCAAUCGGCCUAAAUGAAGCAGUAGCUUGUAUUAAUUCCUGUCCAGCUGCCCACCAGCUAUGGCUUUAAAUUAGACCUGGAAGAGAAGUACAAUACUGGUGAAAAACUCUGGAGUUCCUCCUCAUUAUUGUGACGGUUUUCUCUUUUUUAACCUAGCAUUGUAAAUGGCACUUGUAUUGAACCAAAUAGGAAUUUGAGGUCAAUUAAAUAUUUAUGGUCAUUUAUAAUAUUGCACAACUUUAUAAUAUUGUGUGUGUGUGUGUGUGUGUGUGUGUGUGUGUGUGUGUGGGUGUGGG